AUGGAUCCAAGUCCAUCCUUCUCAACAGAUGUUAGCGUCUUCCACACCAACGAACCAGAGUUGCCACUCCACAAGCCGUCUGGGAAGAGCCAGAAACGUCGACCAAGCUCCUCAUGCCCAGAGGAAGGUCCAACAGGUGUGAAGAGGCCAAAGCUAUCACACACCGGCUGCACAGAACCUGCCGAAAGGGCUGUUCCAUCGUCAAGGGCAAGCACAACAGUCCACACUGGACGCGUCACACAUGAUUCCACGAAAGACCCUCUACUCGAUAGUGAGCACGUGGAUAUCCCUCGUCAAAGGAGGUCCGGAAAUGAUACUGUCGAUUACGUGACAGAAGAUACUUCCCUGAUGGCCGAAGAAGAGGUGGAUCAUCAACAUAUGCUUCCCCAGAAUACGGGCUCAGCAGCGGGCACCGAGGAUCUCAACCAAGAUUGGGAUCUUGCCCAGAUUGGAACCUUUGUGGACGAGGAGGCGAUCACCGAAGCUCUUCUCACAGCUCCAGAGGAAGUCCUGGAUGAUGUGGCAUCCAGGUUGGAGGGGAUAUUGAGGGCUGCUGAUGCGGUUCUCUCAGAUCUUAGACCAGCCCUCGACACCGGCGGACGUGGUGAUAUAUGA
Fonsecaea nubica is the source of this 615-nucleotide messenger RNA. RefSeq lists its product as hypothetical. The record is from RefSeq and is a predicted model, not a curated record. NCBI's taxonomy places the organism in Eukaryota, Fungi, Ascomycota, Eurotiomycetes, Chaetothyriales, Herpotrichiellaceae. The transcript has 2 exons. Bases 1 to 615 code for a protein of 204 amino acids.